AUGGAAAUGCCCGCUAGAAGAUCCACCAACUACUUCCUCCUCAACCAAACGCCUGAAGACAACUUAACGGUUCCGUUGUUCAACUCUUCCUCCGGCGACGGUCAAAACAACCGGAGCAAGUUGGAGAGAGUAUCUGAUUGGGACUCCGUCGCCGAUCACAGGCAGGGGAACCGGAUCGGGAAUUUGUACUCCUCUUUCGGGAUGCAGCGGCACUCCAGUGGGAGCAGUUUCGGCGAGAGCUCGCUCUCUGGUGAGUUUUACGCCCCCACUUUGUCCAACGUCGCCAUCGAUGAACCCGACGGAUUCAAAUUUGGCGAGGUCAGAGGCAGGUAUUCAGACGCGGUGGGGAGGAGCGACGGAUCCUACGGUAAGAGCUGGGCGCAACAGACGGAGGAGAGUUAUCAGUUACAGCUGGCAUUGGCUCUUCGGCUUUCUUCCGAGGCCACUUGUGCUGAUGAUCCCAAUUUUUUGGAUCCCGUGCCCCAUGACUCGUCUUCCAGGUCACCGUGUUCCCCCGAGAUUGUGUCGCAUAGGUUUUGGGUGAAUGGCUGCCUAUUAUACUUUGACAAAAUUCCUGACGGCUUUUAUCUAAUUCAUGGGAUGGAUCCCUAUGUAUGGACUGUGUGCACUGAUCUGCAGGAAAAUGGCCGAAUACCUUCAAUAGAGACACUAAAAUCUAUAGACCCUUCUUCUGAUUCUUUACUUGAAGUAGUUUUAGUGGAUAGACAUGGUGAUCCUAUCUUAAAAGAAUUGCAAAACAAGGUACAUGACAUUUCUUGUUGCUGCAUAACAACAACAGAUGUUGUAGACCAGCUUGCAAAGCUGGUAUACAAAUGUAUGGGGGGUUCAGCUUCUGUAUGGGAAGACGAUCUUUUUUCCACAUGGAGGGAUUGUAUUAAUGAUCUAAGAGAUCGCUUAGGAUCUGUUGUUGUUCCAAUUGGCAGUCUAUCUACUGGACUUUGCAGGCAUCGUGCUGUAUUAUUCAAAGUGCUAGCUGACACUAUUGAUUUACCAUGUCGAAUUGCAAAGGGCUGUAAAUAUUGUUCAAGAGAAGAUGCCUCAUCUUGUCUUGUUCGAUUUGGGUUAGACAGGGAAUACAUGGUUGAUCUAAUUGGGAAGCCGGGUUGCUUAUGUGAGCCUGAUUCCUUGCUGAAUGGUCCAUCCUCCAUCUCAUUUUCUUCACCCUUGCGCUUUCCAAGACUCAAACCAGCUGGACCAACCAUUGAUUUCAGGUCACUGGCCAAACAGUAUUUCUCGGAUUGUGUGUCCACUGAGCUUAUCUUUGAUAGUGGUAUUGCAGAACAGUAUGAAAGGCAGUACAGGGACAGGAGCCCUGGGUCAACUCCAAAUGAUAACAACAAAAAUUCUCGUGUUCCUUCAGAACAACAAACUAAUCAUCCAAGUGCACAUGAUCGAGGCUCCAAAACAUUUAAAUCAGGUAACCCUCCACAGAAUGAUGUCGAACCAACAUUGACAAGUAAGGAUUCAUUGCCUUUAAAGCAUAAUAGUCCUGGUCAUAGAGAUACACGGACCAGAUUGCUUAUGUCUAGCAAACCAUCUAGAGAGUUUUCCCUAGAUAUGGAGGAUCUGGACAUACCAUGGACUGAUCUUGUUUUAAAAGGGAGAAUUGGAUCAGGUUCUUUUGGAACUGUACAUCAAGCUGAGUGGAAUGGCUCCAUGAAGGUUGCUGUGCUUGAUCAGCUGAACUCAAUCUACAUGUUGUUUUUUUGUACUUUGUUGCUGAUUGGCCUCCCAUUUGCUAAUGUUGUUUCAUCUACAACCAAAUAUGUUUACAGAGAUUUUGAAAUUGAGCUGCACAGCAAAAACCACU
Molecule: messenger RNA, 1831 nt
Organism: Sphenostylis stenocarpa
Lineage: Eukaryota; Viridiplantae; Streptophyta; Magnoliopsida; Fabales; Fabaceae
Source: the annotation of a GenBank genome assembly